AUGGCAAACCAGAAGAGUAAUGAGGCAGCUAUCAAAAAUUUGGAUAAUCAAGUAGGCCAACUUGUGAAGCAAUUGUCGGAACAACAAGCGGGUUCUUCUUUCUCCGCCAACACUCAAACCAAUCCGAAGAAGCAUUGUAAAGCAAUUGUUACUAGAAGCGGUAAAGAGGUGAAAAGUAGAAGAAGUGAAGAUGUUGCAGUAGAGGAUGAUAUGAAUGUCGUGACUGAAAAGGAAGAGAACAAAGUGGUGGUGGAAUAUGAAAAGGAAAAAGAGGAAGAAACUGUUCAGUUCGCGCCGCGAACCCCUUUGGCGCCGCGAAAAGAGCAGGGUCAGAAUAGUUCACCAGAACAGGAGGGUGAAGCAGGUGUGAAGAAAGAAGCAGAAAUAAGAAAGAAGAAAAAAGGAGAUAAAGGAGUGAGUGCUAUUCCCGCUCAACAUCUACCUUACCCGCACUCACCGUCAAAGAAGGAGAAUGCUAGACACUAUGCACGGUUUAUGGAUAUAUUUAAGCAACUUCAAUUAAAUAUUCCAUUCACCGAUACAUUAGAGCAAAUGCCAAGACCAUUUAUGAAAACAACCCGAAUGAUGAUCGACAUUGAUGAUGGACUCAUGAAAGUAAGAGUGCAAGAUGAAGAGGUAACUUUCAAUCUUUUUGAGGCCAUGGAGCACCCUAAUGACAAGCAUGACUCUUUCCGAAUCAAUGCCACCGAAGAGGAAAUUGUGGAGGUUGUAAAUCAAGUUCAUUUUUCUAAUCCGUUAGAGAGAUAUCUUAUAGGAGCUUACAAUGUUUUAACCGGAAAUGAAGAAAAAGAAAUUGAAGCAAUUUUGCAUGAAUUGGAGUCUUGCGGAGAGAUUGCUUAUCAUGAGGAGAAAAAUGAGGACUUGGAUGUGAAAAAGAAAGUGGAAGAGCCAAAAUUAGAGUUGAAGAUGCUACCUCCACACUUGAAAUAUGUGUUCCUUGGUGAUGAUUGUACUAAACCGGUGAUCAUUAGCAAUGCCUUGUCCAUAAAAAAGGAGCAUAAAUUGACACAAGUGCUGAAAAAGAAUGAAGGUGCAAUAGUGUGGGUAUUAUCCGAUUUAAAGGAAGAAGAAGUGCGGGAAGAAUUUCCGGACGAAAACCUUUAUGCGAUUCAAUUGGGGCCUUGGUUUGCCGAUUUUGCUAAUUAUAAGGCAACCGGUUUGACACUGGAAGACCUCACUAGUAAUCAAAGAAAGAAAUUCUUAGCGGAUGCAAAGUACUAUGUGUGGGAUGACCCGUAUUUGUUCAAAGCGGGUGUGGACAGUAUUCUAAGAAGGUGUGUGACACUUGAAGAGUCAAAAGAAAUCCUUUGGCAUUGUCAUAACUCUUCGUAUGGAGGUCAUUAUAGCGGUUUGCGAACAGCCACUAAAGUCCUCCAAGCGGGAUUUUAUUGGUUGUCCGUGUUUAAAGACGCACAUGAACAUUCAAAGAAUUGUGACACAUGCCAAAUAAGCGGAGGGAUAGGUAAACGAGAUGAAAUGCCUCUAACCAACAUGUUGGAAGUGGAAGUCUUUGAUUGUUGGGGAAUUGAUUUUGUUGGCCCAUUCCCCUCUUCCUUCUCUAAUGAGUAUAUUCUUGUAGCUGUUGACUAUGUAACAAAGUGGGUGGAAGCAAUUGCUUCACCUAAGGCCGACUCCAAAACCAUGAUAAGAUUUCUAAAGAAAAACAUAUUUUCACGUUUUGGUGUGCCUAGGGUGUUGGUAAGCGAUGGGGGAUCACAUUUUUGCAAUACACUCUUGGAAAAAGUUUUGGAACAUUAUGGUGUGAAGCAUAAAGUGACUACUCCUUACCAUCCACAAGCAAAUGGUUAA
Molecule: messenger RNA, 1830 nt
Organism: Lathyrus oleraceus (garden pea)
Lineage: Eukaryota; Viridiplantae; Streptophyta; Magnoliopsida; Fabales; Fabaceae
Exons: 3
Coding region: 1-1830 (609 amino acids)
Biological process (GO): DNA integration
Molecular function (GO): nucleic acid binding
Source: RefSeq, a predicted model, not a curated record